AUGUUGCUAUAGUUUUCUUUCGUACCUGUCUAUCUGCGGUAUUAUUUAAUUUGCUUGCACGCGAUUUAGGGUCGAUGUACGAAUUCGGAUAAAAAAAAUGUUUAACAAUUAUACAGUAAGAUGUUACGGCGGCAGUAUGAAAUCGUACAAAAUUCGAUAUCAAAGGAAAUAGCGACGUAGAACGAAAAUGUCGUAGCCUGGAUGAUAUCGAGUAGUGUUUGUUUUUGGUGUUUCGGUGGAAACGAUGGCAAACUCGACAACGAGCUUGGAGACGCAAAUAGACAGUUUUCUGGAACAAUUUAAGAGGAGCGCUUCGAAGGCCAUGGAAGAAAGAAUGGAGUGGCCAGAUGGACCCUCGCCUGGAGUCGUCAGGUCUCGCAGCAGCUGCUUCACCCUGGAUACUGCUACUGAAGCGGAGUGCGAUGGCUGUGGCAGUGAAGGCGAGGAAGGGCGGGGCGUGGGAGAGUUACUACUGCCGCAGUACGCAUUGGCGACGGGUGGGCUGGCGCGCGACCACCGGCCCCUCAUCACCUUCCCUGACAACAGCAACUUCCACCUCCUCUCCCCAGCUGAAUACAGGCGUCUGCUACUCUACCUCACCUCUGUGCCUUCAUUAUUAGAAGCUGAAAUGGGGUUUCACAUAAUAAUAGACCGCAGAAAGGACAGGUGGAAUUCCGUGAAGACUGUCUUAAUUAGGAUAUCUGAGUUCUUCCCCGGCAUGAUCCACUCAGUGUACGUGCUGCGUCCAGCCAGUUUCCUGCAAAAAGCGCUGUCCGAAGUCAGCAGCAAGCUGUUCAAAGAGGAGUUCAGGUUUCGAGUCCUCGUGUGCUCCUGCAUCGAGGAGUUAUACGAGCACUUUGACCGCUCACAGCUGACGCCGGAUUUAGGCGGCGAACUCCAGUAUUCACACUCUGAAUGGAUACAACAGCGAAUAGCAUUGGAGAAGUUUUCUACACUAAUGAAGGAAAUAUCUACCAAAUUAGACGAUUUUAUGCAUGAAAUAGUCGACUGCGAUAUGGGAAACGAUCCUACACAAACCAAAGAAUUACUAGACUGUCAAGAAACUAGGUAUAAAGCUUUAAAAACAGAACUGGCAACAGCAACGACGCAGGGCGAAGAGUUGCUGUCGCAAGUGAGGAAACCAAAUCUAACCUAUAAUAUUAUAAGUCACGUGGCGGCCGUCGAGAGGUUAUUGGUACAACUAGAAGAGACUGAGAAACAAUUCGAUAAUUUCUGGCAAAAACAUUCCACAAAAUUAAACCACUGGUUGAAAUUUCGCACAUUUUUAUUGAAUUUUAAACAAAUGCAGGCAACUCUAGAUAAUCAUCUAAAGACAGCGUGCGAUAUGACCGAAGUCGGAGAGACAGCGAACAGAGUUGAGAACCUCAUUCAGGAAGCUAACGAUUUCGAGAAACUGUGUAAUUGCGAUCUCGAUACUGCGUCAACGGUUAUUGACGAUGGCGAGACCUUAAUGAAGGACCCACUUAGUUCCGUAGACCAUAUAGAAUCUAAAUGCGAGGAGCUGAGACGGACGAGCGCUUUACUUAUUGAUAAGAUACAGAAACGGAACUUACUGUUGACAAAAGCGCGGGAACUAAUGGACAGGAUAGAUAAGGCAAACGAGUGGUGUGCGACUGGCGUAGAGAUCCUGGCGGGCGAGGGCGGGCUGAUUGCUGUUGACAAGUUACUAGAAGAUGCCAAGAGCUUCGGCCUGACGGCUCCUGAAGAGUUCCGAGAUAUGCUGCUACAGAGUGCCACGCAAGAGACUAGAGCACUUGUCGCCCAGGUGGCGCAGCGCGUGGAGGACGUGUGGCUGAUGGUGUCGGUGAAGCGCGCGUCGCUGCAGCGCGCCGCGGCCCGCCCCGCGCGCCCCGUGCAGUCCGUGCCCCCGCAGAGCGCCGCCCCGCCGCCCGCCACACAACAGAUGGAAACAUCAGGUGGUUCAGAGAGCUCUGGCGGCGAGGACGCGGAGGCGCGGCGAGCGCGGCGCGGACACGUGCUAGCCGAGCUACUGCAGACAGAACGCAUCUAUGUGCAAGAACUCGGCUCCAUACUCACUGGUUACAAAGAAGAAAUAGAGAAGCCGGAGAACCAACACGUCAUACCUGCUGCGCUGGCGGGGCAGGCUAACGUACUCUUCGGCAACCUUCACGAGCUGUUCACAUUCCACCAGGAUAUCUUCCUCAAAGACCUGGAGAAAUCAAUAUCUGCUACGGAAUUGGUUGCGCUGUGCUUUGUGGAAAAGAGGGAGACAUUCUUCCGGCUGUAUAGCUACUACUGCCAGAACAUUCCACGUUCGGAGCGGCUACGUGAGGCAUUGGUCGACACCCACCUCUUCCUGCAGGCCUGCCAGCAGCGGCUAGGCCACAAGCUGCCGCUCGCAGCUUAUCUUCUAAAACCUGUGCAGAGGAUCACCAAAUAUCAGUUGUUGCUUAAGGACCUACUAAGGUACAGUGAAUGCGGCUCCAUGAGCGCAGGUCUGCAACAAGCUUUAGACUGUAUGCUCGUCGUAUUGAAAUGCGUCAAUGACUCUAUGCACCAGAUUGCCAUCACUGGAGUUCCGCAGGUGGACCUGAGUCAACAAGGCGAGCUGCUGCUGCAGGGCUCGUUUCUAGUGGUGUCGGAGAACAAGCGCGACCUCCGCCUGCGCCUGCGCCCGCGCCGCCGCCACAUCUUCCUCUACGAGAAGGCCAUGCUCUUCUGCAAACCCGCCGCCAAGAACAGCCACAACAAGGCCACCUAUCACUUUAAACACGACUUACAGAUGGCACAGAUCGGUCUGACGGAGUCAGUGAAGGGUGACCCGCGCAAGUUCGAGGUGUGGCGUCAGGGGCGCGCGGAGGUGCACACGCUGACGGCGCCCGCAGCUGAUGUCAAGCGCACCUGGGUGGAGCGCAUCAAGCGCGUGCUGCUCGACCAGCUCAACGAGCUCAAGGGCGAGAAGGUGCGCCAGUACAGCGCCCAGCACAGGACGUUGAUCCAGACGAGCUCGUGGGAGGCGGGCGCGCUGGCGGCGGUGCGCGCGCCGGCGGGGGGUGCGGUGGGUGCGGUGGGCGCGGUGGGUACAGGGGGCGCGGCGGGCGCGCGGGCCGCCUCCUGCGACGCGCACGACGAGCCCUGCUGGUCCACCGACCCUUCAGACGACGACGACGACGACACCGACCACACGCCGGCGGUGGGGUGCUUGCUGGUGGCGUUAUCGGAGUACAGUGCGGUGGGCGCGAGCGAGGUGUCGCUACGCGAGGGCCAGCACGCCGAGCUACUCAAGGUCGGCUGCGCCGGCUGGUGGUACGUGCGGCUCGCGGGCGGGCAGGGUGAGGGCUGGGCGCCGGCCGCGUACCUGGACCAGCGCAAGACGUCGCGCUCAUCCAGCCGCUCACACGACCGCCUGCACGACCACUAGCUGACGUCACUCACGCACGUUUCGCUCACGUCGCGUCGCCGUAUCGUGCUGUACAACUUACUUUAGAUUAAUUUCUUCAAAAUUGUUAGACUUUAGUUCGACGUUCGUUGUGUUGUAAUUGAUGAUGCGUUUGACAUUUGUUUCUUAUUUCGAAAAUAAAAAUAAAUCUUAGGAAUUUGUGAUAGUCUUUGUUAAAUAUUUGAAUAUACCAUACUUAUAUCUGUUUGGAUACAUGUAUUGUACUAAAAGUGUGUAUACAUUUUUCUAUACCACAAGUAUACAGAUUUUUUUUAGUAGACGUAAUGGAAGCUCUGCCACCCCACUUGUUAUUGUUAAUGUCGAACUAUUUACAGUAAAACAAAUUAUUGUUAAUGUAUGUAAAUGUUCUGAUGAAGCUUUAUUGUAAAGUAGUGUUAGGUUUAGUCCGUUAACGUUAUGAUUAAUCAAAUCCAAAGCUAUAUUUAGUGGCAUAGGAGUUGUUAAACAGCCGUAAUGGAUUCGUGUUUCUUUUUCAUGUAAAUAUUUCUCUUUAAUUAAUUCUAGUUAUUUAUUUGGAAGCUAGUUGUUUUUUUAACUCUUUAGUAUAAGUUCUCCAUGACAGAUCCGCAUGUUUUAUUUGUUUAUGGUCACCAUAUGUUUGUGUUUUGUCUGUGCCUGUAUAGUCUGUGUUAGCAAAUCAUGAUUCGUAUUACAUCGUCUUAAUUCAUAUCAAAUCAUUAUCAUAUUUGUGAGAGCUUUUUAUCUAUGAAUUAAAAGAUUUAUUAUUAAACGAAAAUUAGUGUGAUUGUGAGGAUAAAAUAUAAAUAAUCAAUUGAUUGCGUGUCCAGCACAUAUUCUCUAAUGCAUAUCUUAAGUAUUAAUUCUAUACUAGUCGGUGUGUUUUACUUUACAUCUUUGUAACUUUUAUUUGUAGUUUUGUACCUCAAAACAUAGCACUAGCAUGCGAUCAUCGCCUUUUGUCAACGUGUCUAUAUUUGAUCAUGAAAUGCUUAUCGUCUCAUCGUACCUGUUUCUAUGUAAAAAAAAAUAUAUAAAAUUAUUUCAUACAAAAAAUGUCAAGUCAACAGACUGACCGCAAAUACACAGAUGUCCCAUUC
This is a messenger RNA of Papilio polytes (common Mormon), 4500 nucleotides long. Its product is annotated as guanine nucleotide exchange factor DBS-like. The record is from RefSeq and is a predicted model, not a curated record. Gene Ontology annotation, molecular function: guanyl-nucleotide exchange factor activity; protein binding. Gene Ontology annotation, cellular component: cytoplasm. Gene Ontology annotation, biological process: intracellular signal transduction. The transcript is spliced from 20 exons. NCBI's taxonomy places the organism in Eukaryota, Metazoa, Arthropoda, Insecta, Lepidoptera, Papilionidae. Bases 245 to 3403 code for a protein of 1052 amino acids.